CUGGUGGUUUCAACAGCAAAGCAAAGUUUGAUAUUCAGCCCCUUCGCUUGGGCCCCCUUUCUAACAGUAAUAGCUGGCAAUAUCUGGCUGUUUGUGCUUGAUGCUUGUGGGUCUUCUGCCUGUGCUGGUGCAGAAUUGUGUUGGGGUGUGUCUCUCUCUCUCUUUGAGGGUUUGUUAGGUGACUCUUUUUUUGUUAAGGGCCCCAGAAGGCCAUUUGUUGCGGGGCUUUCAAUAAAUGUUAGACGUUAAAAAGAGAGUAAUAUAAAUAGAGAAGAGAAAAAUGAGCAUAUGCAGGAGGAUCAAAUCGGCUUACUUUGCCCUCCUGAUUGUCAGUUCUGGCCGAAAAGUGUUUGGGGGUUGGUUGCCGGCUUUAUAUGGAGGAAACUCUGCUGCAAAAAUAGACGACCACCCAAGAGGAAUACACCACAAGUCAAAAAGUACAGCAAUAUCCACCACAGCAGCCGCUCAGCUUCUUCCAAAUACCUCCCAGGCUGUAUUGUAUUGUUUUCCAACUCAAAAUUCUCUCAAAUGUCCCUCUUCUAUCCUCGCACCUUGUUCCUGCGCGGUAUUCUCCUUCUGGAGCCACCAACUUUAGGGCAGCCUUGCCAGUUUUCCACUCGCCUUAGUCCACGGAGAAAAGUCUCAUACAGGAGCCCGUACCUCAGUUUUUCAGCUUAAUAGCAUAGUGAAUGCCUUUACGAUGAGAAUUCAGCAGUUGAGAAGGGAUAUGCGGGAUAUGGGGAUGAUGGAGAGUGCGUUUGUUGUUUGAGAGACGAUGGGAACUGACCGGCACGACGACGUUGUUUUGUCAUCCGCCACCGGUCCGGCUGAUUUUCCGGAAAGAAAUAGCGGAAGAAUAGUACUUCCGGGACUCCGAACUGCUGAUUAUGUCAUCAGUACAUCGCGGCGCAGAGCGAUACUGAGAUCUGGCGAUAGCGACAACAACAACCAGCUAUUAUGUAUCUACUUUGCACCGCCGAUUGAUUAUGAUCUGCGCCGAUGUCCGGCUCGAAUGACUUCCGACCAUACUUUUUAUGCUCUCAGUAAUCUUUAAAUAAUUCAUCCGAGGCAAGAAGAGUGAACUCUUUUCGAGCCCCGCCAACCCUCCUGACAGGCGCAUCUCCGUCUAUCUACUUCCUGAUGGCUUCACAUCUUCCUUCUCUCCGACAGAGGCAAAUUGCUUCUAUUGAGAAGAUCCUAAAUCUGAACCAUGAAGCGCCUCACCAGAAUGACUUCCACAGCGACGCUGUUGGCCCUACUGGCCUAAUACACUCCACUCCAAUACUCAAUGAAGAUGGCGAUCCCAUAUGGAAAGUGUUGGUGUUUGAUAACUUGGGCCGUGAUGUUAUAAGCAGCGUUUUGCGAGUCAACGAUCUUCGAACAUGGGGUGUCACAAUCCAUCUAAAUAUCAAAAGUCUUCGAUGUCCAAUUCCCGAUGUUCCUGUGAUAUACUUUGUUGAGCCAACUCCGGAGAACAUAAAGCUUAUAACCUCAGACUUAGAAAGAGAUAUCUACUCGCCUGCAUACGUGAACUUUAUAUCGUCGGUUCCACGACCACUCCUAGAGGACUUUGCCUCUCAAAUAGCCUCCACGGAAACAUCAGAAAAGGUUGCCCAGGUUUACGAUCAGUAUUUGAAUUUUAUCGUUUCGGAGCCGGAUUUGUUCAGUUUGGGAAUGGGGAAAGAUAUGUACUGGAAAAUAAACAGCACCCAAACCACAGAUGAGGAAUUGGAUAACAUGAUAGACAGAAUUGUGAGUGGUUUGUUUAGCGUCAGUGUCACUAUGGGCUCCAUUCCGAUAAUCAGAUGUCCGAAAGGAGGAGCAUCCGAGCUAAUUGCGACUAAACUCGAUCGCAAACUGAGGGACCACAUAUUAAAUUCCAAAGAUAACUUGUUCUCUAGCUCCUCCCAACGGCACGGUGCUGGGGCCCCAUCAAGUCGUCCUGUUCUGAUCAUCGUCGACCGUAACGUGGACCUGGUGCCCAUGCUCUCCCAUUCCUGGACUUACCAAUCACUGGUCCAUGAUGUCUUAAAAAUGCAUCUCAACCGUAUCACGGUUGAGGUACCGGUCGACGACUCGAACCCCACAAAGGGUACAACCAAACGUUCAUAUGAUUUGAGUGUGAACGAUUUCUUUUGGAACCGCAACGCAAGCGUCCCUUUCCCGCAGGUGGCCGAAGACAUUGACGCCGAAUUAACGCGGUACAAAGAAGACGCGGCCGAUAUAACGAGAAAGACAGGCGCUUCUUCCAUCGAAGAUCUUCAAAACGACACCAGCGCAUCGGCCCAACACCUCAAGGCAGCUAUCACACUCUUGCCAGAGCUACGGGAGCGGAAGGCACUCCUCGACAUGCACAUGAACAUCGCCACUGCUCUCCUCAAAGGAAUUAAGGAUCGACAAUUAGAUAAUUUCUUCCAGCUCGAGGAAAAUAUUACGAAGCAGAAUAAAUCGCAAAUUCUUGAAAUAUUAUCCAAGCCUGACGGGGGCACAAAUCCAUUGGACAAGCUGAGGUUCUUCUUAAUUUGGUUCUUAAGCACAGAGACAGACCUCUCCAGAACAGAACUGAAUCGCUUUGAAGAGGUACUCAUGCAGGCCGGAUGUACCGACAUUAGCGCAGUUGCAUUCGUAAAAAGGGUCAGAGAAAUAACUCGGAUGACAAUGAUGACAACCGCUACCACCGCAACCACCCAACAACCUUCCUCCGACCUCUUCCGCGGUUUCUCUUCUCUCUCAAACCGUCUUACAGACCGCAUCACCUCCGGCGCCCUUGGCGCGAAUUUCGACUCCCUAAUAUCCGGCGUAAAGAACUUCCUCCCUGUAAACAAAGACCUAACUCUAACGAAAAUCACGGAAUCGAUCAUGGAUCCCGCGGGCGCAUCAAGUUCCGCGAUUGCAAUGACAGAGAAUUACCUCUAUUUCGACCCACGCAGCGCAAAUGCACGAGGCGCCGUCCCACCGGCGGCCUCGACCCGAAACCAGCAAGGUGGGAGUAGCAUGCCCGGCGCACUUGGCGGUACCGCACCAGGUACUGGUGCCAGCUUCGGCCAACGGCGACAGGGAUUCAGCGAGGCAAUCGUAUUCACGGUGGGCGGUGGGAGCAUGGAUGAAUAUGGCAAUCUUCAAGAUUGGGCACAUCGAACAGGGGGCGGUUCCCUAGCCGGCGGCGGUGGGCUGGGUGGCUCUUCGGGCCCGGCUGGUGGGGUCAGCGCUGGAGGUGGAUCAGGGGUAUCUGACGCGAUGUCAAGACGAAUUGUAUAUGGGAGCACGGAUCUAGUUAAUGCGACAGAGUUCUUGACUGAGGCGUUAGGCAAGCUUGGGAAAGAAAGCUGAUUUCUAAUACAAUGUUUUCUCAUUUUUUUUUAUAAUAUAUUGUUACCUCCCUCCAGCCUGAUAUAGUGCUCCCUUCUGAGAAUGUAUCACUCAGCACACACUUACCUAUCAUCUCGUGUACGGCGCUAAAGGGUGAUUUUUUAUUCGAGGAGGCGUUUUUGAUCUUUUAGCGACCUAUUCAAACGACUUGAGAAAUCGGUCUCAUUUACUAAAUAUCAGAAUGUGCAGCGUCUACAGGUAAUGCCACAUCAUAUAAUGUUAUUAUGGAGUUUGCAUCCCGCUUCCGAGUUUACAGUCAUGUUAUCAUGCUGCAAUAUCUUAUUCUUGACUAACCCUAACUUCCUACGCGCCUAUCUGGACCACAAGGCCGCUAUCACAUGAAGAUCAUUUGGCCCCUGUCAGGCCUGAGCCUUUAUGUAUAUUCCUAUUGCAGUUAUUAAAACAGUCUGAUAAUCGGCAGUUCUCGUUUUCCGUGUCGAAUUAUCAUUGGCCGUUUAACUAAUUUACAGUUACAGCCUAGGUCCACAGCAGCUUUCUCAGCUAGCGCAAGCAGGAUGUUCAGCUUUAAGAGUUAUCGGGAUGCUGAGCGUUGGAUACUAAUGUUCUCUUGCUCCCUUAUGUUGGUCAGGUUAUUAGAUAAAUCCACUUGAGACAUCGUGUCCCGCUAGGAUUUCGGGCAGCCCUAGAUAUGAGUCCGACAAUGUCCUACAUAUAAUUCAGGCCGCGAUAUGUGUCUGUAUCAACCGGGCAGACGGCAGCAACACAGCAUAUCCAAUAGGAAGCGAUAACUACUAGGAUACACAAUGUUAAAACGAUCCGGCCCGCCAGAGGGUGAAAAACGCACUGCCCACACAGCUGCUCUCACUCAAGCACGCCCCUCGCCUUGGGAGAUUUAAAUCCAUACGAGCGGUGUUGACGGGGUGGUUCGCAGCACCAGGCUAGGUGCAGAUGCCAUCGGCUACCGGCAGCUGUCUCCUGAACUCAAAAUCAGAGUGGUUGAUCCCUCGAGUUUUACAUGCACGACGUUGGCAAGCCUGUAGCGGAUGGGCGGGCGGUAUGAUCCAUUCUAGAGGCCGUUCAUCCAUAUCCGGAUUAUUCUCCACGUCCAGGGAUGGCGGUUCCCUCGUAGGGCAGAGGAAGAAAGAUGAAGAGGAAUCAUUACUGAGAAAACGGAUAUGUUUCAUAUCUGAGCAACAGAACCGCCGGUAGUUGAAAGGGUGCGGGAUGUCUGCUCUGGGAUUCUCGGGUAUUUUGCUUUAUUUUACGAUGGCCAUUGCUUGGGUUAAGUUUGGCGAACAUUGCAUCCUGGCAAAUUGUGUUCCUGGGGUACUUUUCUCUUUCUAUUCUGACAUUUCUUCCUGCUUGUGUAGCUUCAAAUCUACAGGUUGCAUACGGAGUAUUGUUGAGAUUGGAACUAUAUGCAACCAAAAUGCCAGGUCGCGAACACGCCGUACGAUAUCAAAUCUCCCGAGAAGAAUCAGGGGUUUUGAGGCACGUUCCGUUGCACGUUUUGUCUUCGUG
Messenger RNA from Blastomyces gilchristii SLH14081, 4851 nucleotides. RefSeq names its product SNARE docking complex subunit. Gene Ontology annotation, molecular function: syntaxin binding. NCBI's taxonomy places the organism in Eukaryota, Fungi, Ascomycota, Eurotiomycetes, Onygenales, Ajellomycetaceae. The transcript has 4 exons. Gene Ontology annotation, biological process: intracellular protein transport; endoplasmic reticulum to Golgi vesicle-mediated transport. Gene Ontology annotation, cellular component: cytosol; Golgi membrane. The record is from RefSeq and is a predicted model, not a curated record. Bases 1141 to 3330 code for a protein of 729 amino acids.